This is a messenger RNA of Salarias fasciatus (jewelled blenny), 697 nucleotides long. RefSeq names its product acid phosphatase 1 (gene acp1). The transcript is spliced from 6 exons. Gene Ontology annotation, cellular component: cytoplasm. Lineage: Eukaryota; Metazoa; Chordata; Actinopteri; Blenniiformes; Blenniidae. Gene Ontology annotation, biological process: protein dephosphorylation. The record is from RefSeq and is a predicted model, not a curated record. The coding region runs from base 16 to 492 and encodes 158 amino acids. Gene Ontology annotation, molecular function: non-membrane spanning protein tyrosine phosphatase activity; acid phosphatase activity.
CCUCAUAUCACUGUCAUGGCUGCUGCUGGCUCAAAGUCUGUGUUGUUCGUCUGCUUGGGGAACAUUUGCAGGUCCCCCAUCGCUGAAGCUGUCUUCAGGAAGAUGGCAACAGAUGCUGGAGUUGUUGAUAAGUGGAUCAUAGACAGUGGCGCCACGUCCGACUGGAAUAUAGGCAGCGCGCCGGACGCCCGUGGUCUGGCUUGCCUCAGCACUCAUGGCAUAGAGACGAGCCAUAGGGCCCGACAGGUGACUAAGGACGAUUUCAUGAGCUUCCAGUACAUUCUGUGCAUGGACGAGAACAAUCUGAGUGAAUUGAAUCGAAAGGCGAAGACGGUGAAGAACCCCGCAGCGAAGAUUGAGCUCCUUGGUUCAUACGACCCUCAGAAGCAGCGGAUCAUCAAAGAUCCAUAUUACGGAUGCGAUGAAGACUUUGAGAAGGUGUACGAACAGUGCGUACGAUGCUGCAAAGCUUUUCUGGAGGCAAACCCUUAACUCUGUUCAGUCCAUGAAACGUGUUUUCCUCAGUCUGCCGCCGAGAAACAACAGAAGCACUUCUCAGAUUAAUACCGUUAGUCCACUCUAGGACUUCCACAACACGUCUCGACAGUGUUUUGAGUCGUAUUCAAACCUCACAAUGUGUACGUUUAAAGCAGCAACACUUGUAGAUUACGUUUGGGUGAUCAAAUAAAACAAAUAA